AUGCCGACUCAGCUUGUGUCCACAUACAUCCCGAGGGAAGUCCCCCUUCCGCCGGUACCUUCGGCCAGCUUCUUCUCUGAGUUACAAUGGAAGACAUUUUAUGCGCUAGCCGACGCAAUUGUGCCCUCCAUCCACACUGCGGCCACCGGCAAGUCAUCGAAGGACCAUGUGGUCUCAGAUGCAGAGUGGGAUAUCGCGGUCUCGCGCUUAUCAAGGCUGAUCCCUGGAACCGAUGCCGCACAGAUUGCCACCCAGUAUCUGCAUGAGAAUGUUUCCUCCAACCCGCAAUUCCGGGCCGCGAUCGAGCGAACUCUGGGCCAGUAUGUGCACACCGAAGGGAAGAACGGGUUCGCCCUGAUCAUGACAGCGCUCAACACCCGCGCCGGCUCGCUGAUUAUGACAGGCUCAACCACUCCAAUCCAGGACCAGCCUAUCAAAGCCCGGGAAAAGAUCAUCCAUGGAUGGGAGUCCUCACGGUUGCCUCCUCUCCGCGCCAUCUACCGGGGACUCACGGGCCUCGUCAAGAAGACUUGGGCUCUGACCAGCCCAACUAUAAGCCCGGUUCUGGGGUUCCCUCGCAUCCCUGUUCAUGGCAAACCGGCCGACGGUUUCAAGUAUGAGUUCUUGCAAUUUCCCCCUGGGAAUCAGCCAGAGACCAUUGAAACCGACGUGGUCAUUGUGGGAAGUGGAUGCGGCGGCAGUGUGACUGCUAAGAACCUAGCUGAGGCAGGCCAUCGCGUACUGGUUGUGGAGAAAUCCUACUCUUAUGCCUCUAAUACGUUCCCCAUGAACCCCAAUGACGGAUUUAUCAACAUGUUCGAGAAUGGCGGUGCAAUCAGCACCGAUGAUGGCUCGAUGGCAGUCCUAGCAGGCUCCACCUGGGGUGGUGGUGGCACCGUCAACUGGUCGGCAUCUCUACAGACACAAGGAUAUGUCCGACAGGAAUGGGCCAACGCUGGACUUCCUUUCUUCACCUCCCUGGAGUUCCAGAAGAGCCUGGACCGCGUCUGUGACCGCAUGGGUGUCAAUCACGAUAAGGUUGAGCACAACCGCCAGAAUCAAGUGAUCCUUGAAGGCGCACGGAAACUCGGCUACGCUGCCAAAACAGUGCCCCAAAAUACGGGCAACGGCGAGCACUACUGUGGAUACUGCACGAUGGGAUGCCCGGGUGGCAAGCAUGGCCCCACGGAGACAUUCCUUGCAGACGCUGCCAGGGCUGGCGCAACUUUCAUGGAGGGAUUCCGUGCCGACAAAGUGCUCUUCAAGAAGGUCAACGGCAGAAAGGUUGCUUGUGGUGUACGAGGAACGUGGAGGUCGCGUGAUUCAUAUUUGGGGCUUAGCGGUCCAGGUGUCGUAGAGCGUAAGGUGAUUAUCAAGGCCAAGAAAGUGGUCGUCUCGGCUGGCUCUUUGCAAAGUCCGCUUCUGCUACUCCGCAGUGGUUUGAAGAACUCCCACAUCGGUCGUAACCUUCAUCUCCACCCAGUUAUCGGAUGCGGUGCUGUCUUUGAUGAGGAAACCCAUCCCUGGGAAGGCUCUGCAUUGACAACGGUAGUCACUGAGUUUGAGGACAUUGAUGGCCAUGGCCAUGGCGCGAAGAUUGAGUCAGUCUCGAUGCUGCCUCCUGUGGUUGCUCCCAUGUUCCCCUGGCGAGACGCGUUGGAGUACAAGCUGUGGGCGGCCAAAAUGAGUCACUGCACGAGCUUUAUUCCCCUGGCCAGAGACCGCGAUACCGGUCGUGUUUAUCCAGAUCCUGUCGAUGGACGCUGUCGCAUUGAUUACAAGGUCUCUGCCUUUGACAGUAAACACAUUGUGGAGGCCACGAUUGCCUGUGCCAAGAUUGCAUACAUCACCGGUGCGAAAGAGUUCCAUACCACCUACGGCGACCAUCCUCCGUUCAUCCGGUCUGAGAACUCCGACCUCGAGUCUCCCGAAGGCGUCAAUGAUGCGGCCUUGCAGAGUUGGAUUGCAGAGAUCCGUCGAAAGACUCCCUUGCACCCCGAGCGCGGUAUGUUCGCCAGUGCACACCAGAUGGGCUCCUGCCGUAUGAGCAAGUCAGCCAAGUCCGGCGUAGUGGACUCGGAUUGUCAAGUCUGGGGCACUGAUGGCUUGUAUGUCGUGGAUGCGUCCGUGUUCCCCAGCGCCAGUGGUGUAAACCCCAUGGUGACCAACAUGGCGAUCGCCGACUGGGCCAGCCGAAACCUUGCGAAGGCGAUAGGUCCUGCUCGGGGCGAGGGCAGCGUGAUGGCUCGUCUGUAA
Messenger RNA from Penicillium bovifimosum, 2256 nucleotides. RefSeq names its product GMC family oxidoreductase. Lineage: Eukaryota; Fungi; Ascomycota; Eurotiomycetes; Eurotiales; Aspergillaceae. The record is from RefSeq and is a predicted model, not a curated record. The transcript is spliced from 2 exons. Bases 1 to 2256 code for a protein of 751 amino acids. Gene Ontology annotation, molecular function: flavin adenine dinucleotide binding; long-chain-alcohol oxidase activity.